Messenger RNA from Sclerotinia borealis F-4128, 1521 nucleotides. The record is from the annotation of a GenBank genome assembly. Lineage: Eukaryota; Fungi; Ascomycota; Leotiomycetes; Helotiales; Sclerotiniaceae.
AUGUCGCAGGAACCCCACUUACCAAGUGUAACAGUGGUUCUUGAUCCACUUAGACGCAAUAUGGCAGCAUCCGACCCCGAGCUCGUGAUUCCCUUGAUCAUCGAUGGAGAAGAAGAGAAUGGAAGUGGCACAUUUGACGUCGUGAGCGCAACAUCUGGCAAAGUCUGCUGGAAAGCGGCAUCCGCGAGUUCUGAAGAUGCAAUUCGAGCCGUCGAAGUGGCGAAGAAAGCAUUUCCUUCCUGGUCCAAAGUUAAACCGCUGGUGAAGCAAAAAAUACUUUUCAAGGCUGCGGAUCUCUUGGAGAGUCGGAUGCCAGAAUAUGGAAAUAUUAUGCAAACGGAAAUGGGGGGAGCUGUAGGACCGGUACAUGACUGGAUUCUUCCUACUGGCGUGGCAUUCCUACGAGAUAUUGCAAGUCACAUCCCCUUGGUGACUGGUAGUGUUCCUACAGUUGCAGGUGAAGGGCAAAGCGCCAUGAUCUGGAAAGAACCAUAUGGGGUGAUAUUAGGAAUUGGACCUUUCAAUGCCCCGUUUGUACUAGGUAUGCGCGCCGCAGCUACCGCUAUUGCGACUGGAAAUACAACAGUGCUCAAAGGCUCUGAAUUGACACCAAAGUGCUAUUGGGCACUAGGAAAAGUAUUCCACGAUGCGGGACUACCAGCAGGCGUUCUGAAUAUUAUUUAUCUCAAACCGACCGACGGUGCAGUGGUCACAAACGCCAUAAUAAGACACCCGGCGGUUAGAAAGGUCAAUUUCACAGGAAGUACAGAAGUAGGCAGCAGGAUCGCUCGUACUUGCGGAGAGAAUCUCAAACCUUGUUUGAUGGAACUUGGAGGAAAGAAUAGUGCGAUCGUAUGCGCCGAUGCUGACUUGCAAAAAGCCGCCACAGAAUGUAUUAUCGGGGGUAUUUUGCAUUCUGGUCAGAUAUGCAUGUCAACAGAUCGCAUAAUAAUCCAUGCCGAUAUAGCAGAAAGGUUCUUGGAGGUUUUGAAAGCAACUUUUUUGGAUAUUGCUUCGUCGACACCUGCUCCACCACAUGUCGUUAACGCUGCCGCGAAAUCUCGACUGCAAGAGGUAGUCUCAGACGCUAUAUCCGAAGGAGCCUCCAGCCUUCUUGGCGGUUUUGAACACAUGCAGCGAAAAGAAACAGAUGAAAAUUCUCCUAUUACCUUCAUACCUAUGAUCAUUGGAGAUGUGAAAGAGGAUAUGCCUUUGUGGCGAGAUGAAAAUUUCGGGCCUGUUGCAGCAUACAGAAUUGUCAAAUCUGAUGAAGAAGCUAUAGCAAUGGCAAAUGAUACUGAGUAUGGGCUAUCAGCAGCUGUAUUCACCCAAGAUCUGCGGAAAGGGUUCGCCAUUGCAAAGCAAUUGGAGUCUGGUGCUGUUCAUAUCAAUAGUAUGAGUGUUAGAGACGAGCCUGCUUUGCCAAUGGGAGGCGUGAAGAAGAGUGGUUGGGGUAGAUUCAAUACCGUCCUCGGGAUGGAGGAAUUCUUAGUCGCAAAAUCAGUGACUUGGGAUGAUUGA